Messenger RNA from Exophiala dermatitidis NIH/UT8656, 2549 nucleotides. Its product is annotated as translation initiation factor eIF-2B gamma subunit. Gene Ontology annotation, cellular component: guanyl-nucleotide exchange factor complex; eukaryotic translation initiation factor 2B complex. Gene Ontology annotation, biological process: cytoplasmic translational initiation. The transcript has a single exon. NCBI's taxonomy places the organism in Eukaryota, Fungi, Ascomycota, Eurotiomycetes, Chaetothyriales, Herpotrichiellaceae. Gene Ontology annotation, molecular function: translation initiation factor activity; guanyl-nucleotide exchange factor activity. The record is from RefSeq and is a predicted model, not a curated record. Bases 165 to 2399 code for a protein of 744 amino acids.
AGUUAAGUGGGCUUCGCCCGUGGAAUGCAUGAUGGCAGCGAUGCGUUGUUGUUGUUGUUGUCCUCGUCGUCCUCGUCGUUGGCUGCGGCUCUACUAACCACUGUUACUACCAAAUCGGUGCCAAGCCUGACAUCAACCUUGUCAGACCCGCAAUUCUCGCCAGGAUGGAAACAAAUUCCUACAUCUACAUGCAGAAUCGCUCCCCAGCUGAAGCAGAAAAUCCUAUCAGUCUUCUAAGGGACGUUGACGGCAUUGAUUCCCUCGUCGGCGACCUUCAACAGGAUCAGAAGACCGAUAGCGCUGCUGAAAGUCGUGCCCGACAGUCGCUAAACCCACGCAUCCAGUUUUUACGCCUUUCAGCCAUUGUCCGGGGACGACAGGGAGUGGGCAUCCUAGGAGCAACACCUCCAUAUCAGCCUGUGCCGCCGUCUUUGUAUCGUUCCCUCCCUUCCGAUCACGAACAGGACUUGGAGACGCGAUCGGAGCAUAGGGCGCUGUCACCUCUGCGCAACAUCGUUUUUUCACGUUAUCCGCCGGUGCAUGACUCACAGCAGCGCUCUUUUGUACGCAGUCCAAACACCUUCACCGGCCUCCAAAGGGUCCCUCUCUCUCGAACUGUCAAAAUGCCCCAGACAGGAUUCCAGGCUUUGAUCCUAUGUGGUCCCGGUAUCGGUCUGAGCACGUUCACCAGUGUUCCAGCAGAAUUCCCCAAAGCUUUGGUCGAGGUCGCCAACCGGCCUAUGGUCUGGUAUGUUCUGGACUGGUGUUAUCGUAUGGGGGUGACAGACAUUACUCUGAUCACUCCGCCAACCUCGAAGGAUCCUAUCGCUGCGGCCCUUGCACAAAAUCCAUAUCUCACAUCUUUACCCUCACCAACCCCCGACCUCUUGGCUCCUGAAGAGCUAGAGUUUACGACACCGACAGCGGAGCUACUGAGGUUACCAGAAGUGCAAGAGAUCAUCAAGUCCGACUUUUUACUACUUCCUUGUGAUCUAAUCUGCGCUGUCCCCGGCGAGGCCUUCCUUGAGACGUAUCUUACGAGAUUGGGUGGGCCAGGUGGUAUUGGUACCAGUACAGGCGGGGACCAUGAAACGUCGAGGAACGAACUCCUGGCACUUGGAGGAGAGUCGCGGGGUCGACGAGGCGGUUUAUCGAUAUGGUACAACACGAUCGACCGAGAAGAGAGCGUCAAAGGGGAGGAGUGCGAUUUUAUGUGCACUACAAAACUUGAUGCCGAACAUGACAUUCCGCUUUCCAAGACCGCGUUUGCACAGACGCAAGGCGUUUUGCGAAAGUUGGUCUGGACGAUGCCUAUGUCAGAGCUUUGGGAUCAGUGUGAGGAGGACAAGUCGUGGAAGAUACGACAGUCUCUUCUUCGGAAACACGGCGCUAUCAAGUGCAUGACCAAAUACCGAGACUCGCAUAUCUACCUGUUUCCUCACUGGGUCAAGGACUUCGCCAAGCUGAACGAAGAUUUCGAGUCGGUCAGCGAGGAUCUUGUGGGCACCUGGGCAAAGUCUGAAUGGCGCAAACCCAGCUACCGGGCCCGAUUUGGCGCCAGGAAGAUAUUCUCACGAAAGAUGACUGCGGAACAGAAUGCAGUUCCUUCACAUGAGCGGCCAAUUGAGGAAGAAAUCGAUCUACUUUCUCUGAGCAGUACACAAAUCACAUCCCAGCCGCCGACGGAGUCAGCUCCCACACCUCGUAUCGCACGACUUGCGUCACGGGUGCCAACCGAUCUGGAAGACAGCAUCUUGUCGCCAACUGACACGACUCAAGCCGCAGAAGAAACGGGCCCCGUUCCUCUUGUGCCUCCUAUCUUGUCCUACAUCCUUCCCUCGACCCCUAACGCUCCCCUCGUGCGUCGAGUCGACGCAACUCCUCUCCUCCUCUCUGUGUCCCUGGCUCUCGCCAAACUGCCCUCUAUAGAAGAGUCUCUGGCAGCUAGAACUCCGGCCUCGCCGUUCGCACACCAAUCCAAAGUCCAUCCGACCACGACCAUUGCACCACGGGUCACCAUCUCCCGCUCCGACACGCUCAUCGACAGCAACAGCACAAUCGCAACACAGUGCGUGAUCAAGUCCAGCGUUCUUGGCGCCUCCGUGGCGAUCGGCACAGGCACCCGGAUCACAGGGUGCGUGAUCAUGGAUGGUGUUACAAUUGGCGACAAAUGUGUCCUGACCAACACGGUCGUGGGCAAGAAGGCCAAGGUGGGGAACAAGUGCACGCUGGUCAACUGCGAGGUGCAAGAUGGCAAUGUCGUGACGGAUGGCACUGAAGGAAAGGGCGAGAAGUAUCUUGUCGGGGGGUUGGAGGAUGAGAUGGAGGACGAGGAAGGCAUGGGUUUUGACGACGAUGCCGACGACGAUGCUGGUGAUGCCGAAGGGAUAGAAAUCUGAGCAACGGUGCACGCGGCAUUGACUUGAGCAAUACUACUCCAGGGGCGUACCUAGGUAUGCUCCAGCCCGUAAGAUUUACAUUAGGUAGCAGAUUUCUGGCUGAAGACGACGACACAAUCUACUGCUGCAAUAGACCACUGCAAUUCUCGA